This is a messenger RNA of Achroia grisella, 2607 nucleotides long. RefSeq names its product ataxin-2 homolog. The record is from RefSeq and is a predicted model, not a curated record. Gene Ontology annotation, molecular function: chitin binding. Gene Ontology annotation, cellular component: extracellular region. The transcript has 3 exons. NCBI's taxonomy places the organism in Eukaryota, Metazoa, Arthropoda, Insecta, Lepidoptera, Pyralidae. Bases 44 to 2557 code for a protein of 837 amino acids.
CGCAUCGUGCAAACAGUCCCUUCGCGACGCACUUCGCGACAACAUGCCUCCCAUGUGGAUCGUACUAGCUUUGCUCCCCAUACUCGGGGGAGCAGAGAGAUUCAACUGCAAAGGUCGCAUAUUGGGUGCGUACUACGCAGAUGCAAAAUCAGGAUGCAAGGCUUUUCACGUAUGUGUCCGAGUGGCCGGAGGUGGGAUUCGUGACUUCAGAUUCUUCUGUCCACCCGGCACAUUAUUUCACCAGGAAGCACAAACAUGCACCGACUGGGGAGACGAUGACCCUCUAGCGUGUCCCGCCGAAAUCUACGACGGUCAGUUCGAUCUCUACAAGAUAGGAUCCGGAUUUGAUACAAAAAAACUGUCGGCUGGUGAAAAUCGUGACGAAGAAGCUGAAUUCGGUCUCCAACGAGCUGAGACCGGAGAUCGUCGCUUGUCACAAGGCCCCACCAACCUUGCAUCCAGUGGAGCAUCUGAUCUACGUACAGCCCAUUCUUCAGACUUCUUCAGUGGACAACGAGAAAGAGGUCGCGAUGAUUCUUUCCCUACACGGUCUCCUGUUCCGUCAUCACAUACCCGUCAAUCAUUUAGACGAACCACAACACAUAGACCAUAUUCCCAGCCUACUACACAAAUUGCUACGUCUUUGCCUUCAUCGUCACUGCCAUCAAGCCCAGCUCAGUAUGAUGUUACCAAACGUAAACUAAUAAGAAAACGUCCUAUUCACACAUCUACACCUAUACCUCAGACAACAGCGACACAGAAUACUCAAUCGACACAAACGUUUUCACAACAGUCGCAACAACCUUACCAACAAUAUCAUCGACAACCACAACAACAACAAUACCAACGACAACCACAACAGGUACAAAAUCAACAAACGCAACAGCAAACAAAUCAGGAACAAUCCCAGCAAGAAUAUUUUCAACAAAAAUCACAACAACAAAAUCAACAACAACCUGAACAACAUCAACUUCGUCAAUCAUUUUCGGUAGCAAAACCACAAGAAACAAACCAACAACACAACUCUCAACAACAAAUUCAACAACGUACUCAACAAAAUAAUCAACAACAGUCACAACAACUACAAUAUUUUUUACAAAAACCUCAACAACGUGAUCAAGGGGAAUCACAACAACAGCCUCAGCAGCAAACCCAACAACAGCAAUUAUUUCAACAGAAACCACUAAAAGAAUCACAAGAUAAAUAUCAACAGCAAAAAUCACUUCAAUCAGAUCAUCAAUCUCAACAACAACAAACGGAUAUUCAAUUACAAUCACAACAACGUCAUAAUAAUAUACAGAACUUUAAUCGUCGAACCGUACCUCAAAAUCCCCAAACGACUUUGACAUCAACGACACCUACUUUGCCUCCUCAGUUUAAGGAAUACAAAGACGAAUAUGUAGAAGUAAGCCGUGUAAGCCCUAAACAAAGCAAACACUUCGCUAGCAAUUCUCCACCAGCACCCUAUUCACAAACAACUCCUGUACAUUUUAAUAAAAAAUAUGGAUUAGUUGAACUGUAUAAUUACAAUGCACAAUCCACGCCAGGACUAAACGGUCUUAAUAAAAAUAGGCAACCAAUUAAAGUAGAAACAAGUGUAAGUGUGACUGAUGCUCCAUAUGAAUUGAAAGACUUUUUAAAAGCUAGAAAUGUAAACUCUAAUAAUGAUAAUAUAAGAGGUACCACAAAAAUUGCUACGACAAGUUAUAACACGGCUGCAACUAGUACUCCACCAUUUAAAAACUACAACAGCGUAACAUACAACGCCGAAAAGAGUAACUUUGCGCCUUUUUCAAAACAAAAUAAUUUUAACAGCCCUAGUACUACUCCUACCACCACUAUCUAUACGACCACGCGUGCAAACCCUCCACCUAACUUGAAUACUAUAGCCUAUAACACAAAUUUGGGUUUCAACGCUCAUAAUUAUGAUCAUGCUGAGGAAGAUGAUGGACAAUAUCGCCCACCACAAGGAGAGGAUGAUGGGCAAUAUAAACCAGAAAUAUACGAUCGCGAAUUAUUGUCUGGAGCACAUUCCCUCAACAUAGCAGCAAGUGGUAACAGACUACCUGAAGAUCAGAAAUCGCGUGGUAAAUCUCAAACUUUCAAGGCAUCCUCACAGACUGUUGCUCCUAGGCCAUUCAGACCCGCACCUACUCCACCCUCACUAUCGACACAAACGACAUAUGUGCCGGAAUCAACGUAUACUACUACUAUCCGAACACAAACGCGCAAUUUUGACUUUCAUCAAACUUAUACGACUACAUCCAGACCAAGUGAUCCUUCAGCAUUCGUGCCGCAGAAUGUCGCAGCUAUAAACAAUGCUGCAACAAGGACAACGAUUCCUAAUAACCGUCCAGAACCUCGACCACCUUCGCCACCAACAUUGCCACCGGCGCAUGUUUCCCGACCUGCUACUAGUACUGUCCCACCGUAUUUCGCGAAUCCAGCUAAUAAAAAAGAAGAUACUAGCUAUGAUUACGCAUAUUACGACUCUGAUCCAGGUUUCGUAGAAUAUGAUCAUAUAGAAGAAUUUGGCAGAACUAAAACAAAAGCUUAAUGAUUUUAUAACUUAAAUUCGUUUCACUGCCAUUAAAUUAGUCGCCUCUU